AUGGAAGGAAGUAUCACUACAGUCAAUACGAAUAAUACAAACGGUGGCUUAAAUCAAACAGAGCUAAACACAAUGGAAAGGGAAAUAAACAAGUAUAGCGUCCCUCAAACAAAGGAAGAGUUGACCAGCAUUCUAACCCUGUAUUAUCGCUUGUUGGUUGAUACCAAAAAAUUGAAUGCAGAGGAAUCAGUGGUGAAAGGUGAAGCAGAAUCACGACCUAAUGAUCCCUAUGCUAAAGAAAAGCUUGAAAUUGAAUCAAUCUUGUCGAAAGUUGACAAGCAGCAAAGUAAAUUUGAAGCUGAAGAAUCAGAGUUUAUGAGUCAAUUGUUGAGUGUUGAUACUACCGGUCAAGGAGGUCUUGAUUUUGAAUUGUUUGGGAAACAAAUUGCAGGAUUCUCGUUAUUGUCCAAGGAUUAUGAUCUUCCGGAAAGCUUACAACGACAGUUUGCCAAGGAUACACCGCAAAUGGAGAACAAGUUUGUGGAUGACCUUGUUACCGAGCUUACUAAUAUAAAUGUGGAUUUUGAGACCAGAGCCAAAGAAAACGGAAUUGAGGCAAGCUCACCAUUGACGGCUCCGGUACCCAAAUACGCUCCAUUGGGUAAUCUUUACAUUGAAAAGAUUGUAGCCAAUAAGAUUGCACAGAGAUUGAGGGAGCUCGAGAAUUUGCCUGCUAAUAUCGGCACAUUUGGUGGUAAUGGACUCGACGAUAUCAAAAUCAAAGCUUUGAUUGAGCUAAAGGGACUUCGUGUAUUAAGCAAACAGAAACAGCUCAAGCACGCAAUAAUAUCUCAUGAGUCGCAACAGGUCAAGUACACUCACCCUCACCUCAAAAAUCUUCCUAUUUGUUUGCUGGAAAAAAGGUCUUUUAGUCUAAGGUCUAAAGUUGAGCAGCAAAAUCCUCAAUUGUUGGCAGUACAGUUAGAGCAGUUGAAAAAGGAAGAAGCUAGAGAAUUGAAACGUCAGUUGCACAUUGCCAAAGUUGACCAAAUACUUGAAAGUACUCUUGAAAGAAAUGAUAAAAAGACUGUUUUCAGUAAUUAUAGAAACUACCUUUUGGUGAAACAAUUGAACAAUUUCCAUCAAAUAACUGAAAAAGAGGAGAGCAAGAAACUUGAAAAGAAUGCUAAACAAAGAUUGCAAGCUUUGAAAGCCAAUGAUGAAGAAGCGUAUCUCAAACUAUUGGAUGAAACAAAGGACCAUAGAAUUACCCAUCUUUUGAAGCAAACCAAUCAGUUUUUGGACUCUUUGACCGAGCAAGUGAGGGCACAACAAGACGAGGCAAAUGGAAAUUUGGGUACACCAAGAAGUGCCAGUCCAGAAGUUAUGGGAACUACUCCUGCAAUCACAGAAGACGGUACCGGCGGAGUACUUGUUGACAGCAAGGAAGAAUUGCGUGAAAAGACUGAUUACUACGAAGUUGCUCAUAAAGUAAAGGAGAAAAUUGAAGAACAACCAACUAUCUUAGUUGGUGGUAAAUUAAAAGAGUAUCAAAUCAAAGGUUUGGAAUGGAUGGUUUCACUUUAUAAUAACCACCUUAAUGGUAUCUUGGCCGAUGAGAUGGGAUUGGGUAAAACAAUUCAAUCGAUAUCAUUGAUAACAUACCUUAUCGAAAAGAAGCACGAGUCCAAAUUUUUGGUUAUUGUUCCACUUUCAACUAUAACAAAUUGGACAUUGGAGUUUGAGAAAUGGGCUCCAUCUGUCAAGGUUAUAGUGUACAAGGGUUCACAACAGCAGAGAAGAUCAAUGCAAUCAGAUAUAAGGUAUGGUAAUUUCCAAGUGAUGCUCACCACUUAUGAGUACGUUAUUCGUGAACGUCCAUUGUUGGCCAAAUUUCACUACUCACAUAUGAUUAUUGAUGAAGGGCACAGAAUGAAGAAUGCAAACUCCAAGCUUUCGCAAACUUUGAGACAAUAUUACAAGACAAAAAAUAGGUUGAUUUUGACUGGUACUCCAUUGCAGAACAACUUGCCUGAAUUAUGGGCGUUGCUCAACUUUGUUUUGCCCAAGAUCUUUAAUUCGGUGAAGUCAUUUGACGAAUGGUUCAACACCCCUUUUGCCAAUACUGGAGCUCAGGAAAAGAUUGAGUUAACAGAAGAAGAAUCUUUAUUGGUUAUUCGAAGAUUGCAUAAAGUCUUGCGGCCAUUUCUUUUGAGAAGAUUGAAGAAAGAUGUCGAAAAGGAUUUGCCCGAUAAAGUUGAAAAAGUAUUGAAAUGCAAUUUGUCGGGAUUGCAAUAUGUGCUUUAUCAACAAAUGUUGAAACACAAUGCAUUAUUUGUCGGAGCCGAAGUGGGUGGUGCCAAGAGUGGAAUCAAAGGGUUGAACAACAAGAUUAUGCAAUUGAGAAAGAUUUGUAACCAUCCGUUUGUAUUUGAGGAAGUUGAAACAGUGUUGGAUUCACUGAAAUUGACAAACGACUUGAUUUGGCGAACAAGUGGUAAGUUUGAAUUGUUGGAUCGUAUCUUGCCCAAAUUCAAAAAGAGUGGCCAUCGUGUCUUGAUGUUUUUCCAAAUGACACAAAUUAUGGAUAUCAUGGAGGAUUUUCUUCGAUUUAGAGACUUGAAGUAUUUGAGAUUGGAUGGGUCCACAAAGGCUGAUGAACGUCAAGAUAUGUUGAAGGUUUUCAAUGCCCCUAACUCCGACUACUUUUGUUUUCUUUUGUCGACACGUGCAGGUGGUUUAGGUUUAAACUUGCAAACUGCAGAUACGGUGAUCAUUUUUGAUACCGAUUGGAAUCCUCAUCAAGAUUUACAAGCACAAGAUCGUGCUCAUAGAAUUGGUCAAAAGAAUGAAGUACGUAUUUUGCGAUUAAUCACCAAUGACUCGGUUGAAGAAGUAAUUUUGGAAAGAGCUCACCAAAAAUUGGAUAUUGAUGGGAAGGUUAUUCAAGCAGGUAAAUUCGACAACAAGUCAACUGCUGAAGAGCAAGAAGAGUUUUUAAAACGAUUGUUGGAGGCUGAUGCCACCGGGGGUGACAAUGACGAAAACGAUUCACUUGAUGAUGAAGAGUUGAAUGAAAUUUUGGCCAGGUCAGAUGAGGAAAAGACAUUAUUUGCCAACAUGGAUGAUGAGAGGAAACAAUAUGAUCCAUAUGGUGAGCACAGGUUGAUUGAAAAGGAUGAAUUGCCAAAGAUUUUCACCGAAGAUAUUUCUCAUCAUUUCGAAAAGAACGUACAAGAACUUAGUCGAAUGAGAGAAAAGAAGAAGGUGAUGUAUGACGAUGGAUUGAGUGAAGCUCAAUGGUUGAAGGCAAUGGAUGAUGACGAUGAUAGUGUUGAGGAUGCCAUCAAGCGUCGUAUGUCUCGUAUCAAUGCAAGAAAGAGAAAUAAAGCGAUAAGGGAAGGACUUUUGGUUGAAGAUAUAAACGAUGAUGAAGUUGGUGAAGAAGACGAUGAAGAAUUUGAAGCUGCUGCUCAACCAAGAAAGAGACAACGCCGUUCGAGAACUCCAAUAGCCAAUUCAGUCAAGAAAGAACAGGCAGAAAAUGAUGAAGAUGGUUCAGAUGCUGAAGAAGACCAAGACGUUGAGAUGAAUGACGUGGAAACUAAUGGAAAUGUGGUGUCUGAUGGAUUAGAAUCGCAAUGUCUUGCAGUGUUGGAUGAUAUUUUACAAUUGACUGAUGAAUCUGAUGGACACAAAAUCAGUGACAUUUUCUUAACAUUGCCCUCAAGAAAACAGUAUCCCGAUUACUACUCAAUCAUAAAAACGCCAAUCUCGAUCAAUCAAAUCAAAAAGAAGAUAAAGAAUGAGGAAUAUGCAUCCUUGGAUGAUUUUGCUGCUGAUUUAAAACAAAUGUGCUUGAAUGCAAAGACAUACAAUGAGGAAGAAUCUUUUGUAUACACUGAUGCCACGGUAAUCGAGAAUUUGAUUGCAUCAAGAUUCGGUUGA
Lodderomyces parapsilosis is the source of this 3888-nucleotide messenger RNA. Its product is annotated as RSC chromatin remodeling complex ATPase subunit. Gene Ontology annotation, molecular function: histone binding; DNA binding; ATP binding. Gene Ontology annotation, cellular component: nucleus. The coding region runs from base 1 to 3888 and encodes 1295 amino acids. The transcript has a single exon. NCBI's taxonomy places the organism in Eukaryota, Fungi, Ascomycota, Pichiomycetes, Serinales, Debaryomycetaceae. The record is from RefSeq and is a predicted model, not a curated record. Gene Ontology annotation, biological process: positive regulation of transcription by RNA polymerase II.